Messenger RNA from Suricata suricatta (meerkat), 2269 nucleotides. It is a transcript of the gene CEP43, whose product is annotated as FGFR1 oncogene partner. The transcript has 12 exons. Gene Ontology annotation, molecular function: protein binding. Gene Ontology annotation, biological process: microtubule anchoring. Bases 64 to 1251 code for a protein of 395 amino acids. NCBI's taxonomy places the organism in Eukaryota, Metazoa, Chordata, Mammalia, Carnivora, Herpestidae. Gene Ontology annotation, cellular component: centrosome. The record is from RefSeq and is a predicted model, not a curated record.
GUACCCGUCCGCCAGGCGCUACUGUCUCGUUCGUUUUCGGUUUUUGGCUUUUAGACGGUGGGGAUGAUGCCCUUGGAACUCACGUCUUAUGCGCUUCUUGUCAUGAAAAUUGCCUUGAACCCAUUUUUGUUCCUUUACCCUCUUUUAAAAAAGGCCGAACUCCGAGCAGCUGUGUUUUUAGCCCUAGAAGAGCAAGAAAAAGUAGAGAACAAAACUCCUCUAGUCAAUGAGAGCCUGAGAAAGUUCCUGAACACGAAAGACGGCCGGCUGGUGGCGAGUCUGGUGGCCGAGUUUCUUCAGUUUUUCAACCUUGACUUCACCUUGGCCGUUUUUCAGCCUGAAACUAGCACAUUUCAAGGUCUUGCAGGCCGAGAGAAUUUAGCCCGAGAUCUAGGAAUUAUUGAAGCGGAAGGCACUGUGGGCGGACCUCUGCUUCUGGAAGUGAUCAGACGCUGUCAACAGAAGGAGAGAGGGCCCGCCGGCGGGGAGGGUGGACUGGACCUCUCCGAUGUGCGUUCUCCACCAAAGUCCCCGGAGGGCAAGGCAAGCGCCCACAGCGGCCCCAGCAAGAUACCAAGGUAUACAGGACAAGGUAAGAAGAAGACAAGCAGGCGGAAGUCUGGUGCCAAGAGGGCCGGCCACGAGGCCACCCAGAGCGACGCCAGCGUCUCCGCCUCAGACCCGAAGAGCGGAGGCGGUCUCCACCUGCCGCCCCACGAGACGAAAACCGGGUCUUUCCCAAGUAACAGAAGUCGAGAUGUCGAAGACAAAGCUGGUCUCUGUCCGGACGAAGAUGAUAUGGACGGGGACUCCUUCUUUGAUGAUCCCAUUCCUAAGCCAGAGAAAACUUACGGCUGGAGAAGCGAGCCCAGCAAGCCCGCCGGAAGCCUCGCCUCGCUCGCGGACGCGCCCCCGCUGAGCAGCGGACGCAGCGCGCUGACCGCCGCCCCCUCCGGGAAGGACUCCGAAGGUAAGAGAAGAAACACGGUGCUGAGAGAUGUGAAGGCGGUCAGCGAGAAAGUUGGAUCCCUGGGAUUAGGGAUUGGAGAAGAAGAUGAUUAUGUUGAUGAUUUUAACAGCACCAGCCAUCGCUCGGAGAAAAGCGAGCUAAGUGUUGGUGAGGAGAUCGAAGAAGACCUUUCUGUGGAAAUCGAUGACGUCAACACCAGUGAUAAACUCGAAGACCUGACUCAGGACCUGACUGUGUCGCAGCUCAGCGACGUGGCGGAUUAUCUGGAAGACGUUGCCUAGGCGUGGAAGAAGGACGUGUUCUGAUCCACACAGGACACGGGGCCCCGAUCAGUUCCGUUUCCCCUCAGACAAUCACUCGUUGCCAGAAUGUCUGCUCCCUGUCGGUGCCUUGUGUUUCAGAAAGACUGCGGAUAUUUUUAAAAAUUAACUUUUCAUUACACUAAACAAAAUGCUUCCUACUUGAGCCCCUGUGUGGAAGAGACGAUAUUCUCAAUUUGGUUUGGCUACACAUUUUUCUGUGGACAUCGAUCACAACUCAGAUUCAUUACAGGGAGUGAACCCGUGAAAAUACCGGUAUUAAGAGCAUCCCUAAAGGUGUGAAUAAAGCUAGAGAUUCACACAGCUGUGUGUGUGUGUGUGUGUGUGUGUGUGUGUGAGUGAGAGAGUGUGAGUGUGUGUGUGGCUUCAGCCACCUCGGAUCAAAGUGUAUCUGAUACCAGGCGGUUCUGUGACAGAGGUCAGGACGACCUGGUAGGUGGGGGGCCCUGAGGCCCGGUACUUCACGCUCAGUCUGGCGUGUCCGGGCGCUUUAUCGUGUACCCCUUCCCUCGGGAACACGUGUGUGUGUGCGACCAAGUUUUGCUUGUUUUGAAGGCGUCUGGAGGUGGCCCUUUUAAUCCCUGGGGCUGUCGCUGACAACACUGGUGGUCACCGCCCUGGUCCUUACAAGGAGCGUCAGUCGCAGGCUGUCUUUAGAGUCACGUACUGUUUACGAAGAUGCCUGGAAAUGUGAAAUACCGGAGUGUGUCUGGAGCCUUGAGCCGGGCUUGGAGUCCGGCUGUGCGGGCGGAUUGCAGUAGGUCCAGAUUGGACCGGAGCCGCGGCCUCUGGGGGCCCUGCGCCUGCCGAGCGCUGUCCGCCUGGUCACCGAGGCCUCCGAACUGAACAGCUGAGAGGGAGACACGUGUGACGUGAGUGAUGGCUGCGACUGGGCGUUAUGCCCUGCACUUUUUUAUUUGAAUUAAAUGAUGUUUUUUAUUAAAAGUCACCUUUAUUAAUAAAGAGUCACUUAGACCUA